AUGCACGCUACUCUGUGUGUCAAGAUGCUGCAUGCGUCGAUGAUCCCCCAAGCAUUGCAACUGGCCAUGGAGGAAAAUGUAGAGUACAGGGAAUCUCUACCAAGAGGUUACCUCAACUACAUGGGCGUGGCCAAUGCAGAUGUGGUGAGCGAUGCACGCGAAGCCUUCUUGGGAAAAGUGCGACACCUGGUGGAGGAGUUGGUAAACUAUUGUCCUGUUGACGCAGCUGUUGACCAAUGUGGCAAAGCUCACCUGCACGAAGCGCUGCCGCCACUCCUUUCACAGGUUUCACCGGUGGAGCUUGCCCAUCUACAUGAAACUAUAUGGACGACAUUCAAGAAACCGGAAACCUGAAGACGAGGCUAAAAUAACAGAAGAACGUCC
Dermacentor albipictus is the source of this 384-nucleotide messenger RNA. Its product is annotated as ribosomal oxygenase 1-like. NCBI's taxonomy places the organism in Eukaryota, Metazoa, Arthropoda, Arachnida, Ixodida, Ixodidae. The record is from RefSeq and is a predicted model, not a curated record.